GAGGAAAAAAACACCCCGAAUCAAGCAGUGUGUUAUGGGAGAGGAUUAAAACAAGCGUGUUUAAGAGUAAAGAACAACGACAGGUAGGAAGGAUCUGAUCUAGGCUCCUGAAAGCACAACCAGGCCACCUUCAUGUUCUGCCUCUCGUCAUUACCGAGUCUCCUGUGAGCGUGCCACAUCUUUACUGAGAUCCCUCGACCCCACCGCUACGUUUGCCCCCAUCCCUCGGAGCUACCACGUCGUACUGCUUCACUGGUUGGCAGCUCCUCCUCUCGCCCUGAGCCAGGAUGAAUGAUGUACAGGAGGCCACCUCCCCUGCGACCAGCCUCAGUGGUCCGGCUACCUGCGUUUCCAAAGUAGAGCUGCGCGUGUCCUGCAAAGCCCUGCUGGACCGAGACACCCUGAAUAAGUCGGACCCAUGUGUCAUACUCAUGGUGCAGACCAACGGACAGUGGACAGAGCUGGACAGGACAGAAGUGAUCAAGAGCAACUUGCACCCGGUCUUCGCCAAGGUUUUCUCAUGGGACUACUACUUUGAGGAGGUUCAGAAGUUGCGAUUUGAGGUCUAUGACAUCCACGGCACUCACAGCAUUGGGACCCGCGAUGACGACUUUCUGGGUGGGGUGGAGUGCACUCUUGGCCAGAUCGUGGCCCAAAAGAAGAUGGUGAAGGCUUUGUUGCUGAAGUAUGGGAAAUAUGCCGGCAAAUCCACCAUCACGGUGCAUGCUGAGGAAAUUUCUGGCAACAACGGGUACGUGGAGCUCUCCUUCUGUGCCAAGAAGCUUGACGAUAAGGAUCUCUUCAGCAAGUCAGACCCAUUUUUGGAAAUAUACCGAAUCAAUGAUGAUGAAACCGAGCAACUUGUGCACAGAACUGAGGUGAUUAAAAACAACCUGAAUCCUGUGUGGGAGCCCUUCAAAGUGUCGCUCAUAUCCCUGUGCAGCUGUGAUGAGGAGCGAAAGCUCAAGUGCCUAGUGUGGGAUUACGACUCCAGGGGGAAACACGACUUCAUCGGCGAGUUCUACGCCACUUUCAGGGAAAUGCAGAAAAUUUCCAGUGGAAAUAAGGUGACGUGGGAUUGUUUGAAUCCCAAGUACAAACAGAAGAAGAGAAACUAUAAAAAUUCAGGAGUUGUCAUCCUCAGUGACCUUAAGCUCCACAGAGUGUACUCCUUCUUAGAUUACAUCAUGGGAGGAUGCCAGAUUCACUUUACGGUUGCCAUUGACUUCACAGCCUCCAAUGGAGACCCCAGGAACAGCUGCUCUUUGCACUACAUCAACCCGUACCAGCCCAACGAGUACCUGAAGGCGCUGAUAGCAGUGGGGGAGAUCUGUCAAGACUAUGAUAGUGACAAAAGAUUUUCAGCUUUGGGGUUCGGUGCCAGAAUCCCUCCAAAUUACGAGGUGUCUCAUGACUUUGCCAUUAAUUUCAACCCGGAGGAUGAUGAAUGUGAAGAGAUCCAAGGAGUGGUUGAGGCGUACCAGAACUGCCUUCCUAAGAUCCAAUUGUAUGGCCCAACCAAUGUUUCUCCCAUCAUUAACAGGAUAGCCAAGCUGGCAGCAGGCGACGGCAACAUUAAAGAUGCUUCUCGUUACCACAUCCUGCUCAUCCUCACGGAUGGUGUAGUGACAGACAUGGCAGACACGCGUGAAGCUAUUGUGCGAGCCUCCUACCAGCCUCUCUCCAUAAUCAUUGUUGGUGUGGGCAAUGCAGACUUCACAGACAUGCAGAUUUUGGAUGGAGAUGACGGAGUCCUACGCUCACCAAAGGGCGAGCCAGUCCUCAGAGACAUUGUGCAGUUCGUGCCCUUCAGAGACUUCAAAACGGCUUCACCUGCAGCCCUGGCCAAAUGUGUUCUGGCGGAGGUGCCCAAGCAAGUAGUAGAGUACUACAGCCAUAAGGCCAUCUCCCCUAUGUCUCCUAUGAGGGAUUUACUGACCCCCAUCCUCAGCCCUGUCGCCACCACCCCGACAGAAUAACCACCCGUCCUGCUCUUGGGGACCAAGCUUUGACCACAGCACCAGUCCGGCAAACUGAGAGGGAGAAAGGACGCAUGCCUCGCGAUUUUGAACAAGGACUGAAGAGAAAAUCUUUCUAAAUGUGUUGUUGCUCAUUUAUUUCACACCUAUCAAAGUGAUUACGCAAGGACAGUAUACGACGGAGGCUGUGGGUUACAUUUCUCUGCUCAGUGUGGAUCCAGCGCUUCUCCCUGGCUGUGCAAACCAUGACCAUCCAGCUGUUUCAGCAUCAUGCGUCCUGGAGGAUUGUGUUGUUUUUUUCCCCCAAAAUUUGUAUGCAUGCAGGCCAAUCCUUCAGUGCUGACCCAUCGGGAUGAGGGCUUACUAUUCCUCAUUGCCCAUGACUCUGUCUAUUAUGUUACCUUAUGUCAUAUCUUCAGACAAUUUUGAAGAUGUACUGUACAGUACUGUAUGUCGCAAUCAAAAUUAGAUUGCUCAACUUGAAAAUACUGAGGAUAUUCAAUCCAGAUGUUAUACUGUAUAUUGAAUCACAGGAAGUGUGAAGAAGAGAUGCUGCAUCCAGACAUAUUAUUACAUACUAGUCUGUCUGUCUGCACGAUUGGCCUUAUUUUGGAUUACAAUAUGACAAUAUUUCCAGACACACACAGAUCACAAUUUCAAAUCAACCCUACCAUGAAUUGACAUUGAAACGGACCAAUGGCAUAUCAUAAAUUAGCUAUCUAUUGCUAAAAUUGAAAGCUCUGUUCCAAAGUGCACCAGCUAUUCUCAACAAACCAAAAAAAACAUCCAGUCUGCAACAGCAUGAACCAUGAAUGACACCACCCGUACCUAACAAAUACUGUACAAAAGCAGACAAUGCCCAGUGUGUUUGGCAGUUAGCAGGUGCAGGUUGCCAAGUUAGUAAAAUAAUGAGCUAAUCCCCCAGUAAUUAGGCCAGGUGAGAAACCAGCAGCAGUGGAAAAAUCGUUGUUUAGUUCUGAUGUGUCACCCCUUCAGACCUGCUCACCUUGUACAUCUGUGAAAAUGCAAGUGACAUAACUUCAGCAAUGUGUGAUAUUUGCUAUAGCUUGAGCUCUUUGUGUGCUUCUUUCAGUUACAACAGGGAACUAAUGAGUCAUAGCAAGACAGAAAAUACAGUCAGGUCAUCAGGUGGAAAGUUAAAGUAAGAUAUGUGUUCUGAACUGCCUUUUCUGAGGUUAUCUGAGAACAAAAGCCCGAAUAACAUUUUUCUCUAAGAGAAGAUGAACAACCGCACCCUAUUUUUGGUCUUUUGUCAGGUGGCUAUGGUAUAAACUGUGAAAAUCUGAAUUGUUCGUUAUUGUUGUCAUCCCUCUACCGUCAUGCAGGUAUAGCAGUCUUCACAUUUCUGCAGCGUGCUUCAUUAUUUUUUCCUUUCUGCUGCUUUCUAUAUGCAAUAUAAUUAUACUCGAUGUUUCAUAAGGGAUGUAUAAGCGCACAGCUUAGAUCCAACGAAAGCACAAAGCCGAUCACAGUGAGUGCUGUAAAACACGCGCUUAUGUUCAUAAAACCAGCUCUGGAAUGUGUUAUAUCAAUUACAUUGAUAUAACAAUAUUAAACAUCUGAAAUAUGAAUCAUUAUUAGCCGACCAAAUUUCCUCAGUGAUCAUUAAAACUUUUCUUAUCAUAAAAUUAGUAUUAGAGGUAAUUGCACAUGUGCAUCUCCAGAACAAACUGUUCUUUUCAUUUCCAAGAAGCUCUUGCCUGAAGCAUCACUAUUAACUUGAGAGGCUGCGUUUGAUUUUUCUGCUGUUUUAUUGAGCUCUACAAUCUUCAUCAGAUUCAAAAAGAUAUAGCCUUCACUUUCACAUACCUUGAAAUGUUUCCUUAGCUUUAUCAGGAACAUAUUUACAAAAUACAGACAAUUUAUUAUCAAGCAAUAAUUUGAGAGAUUAGAAUUAAAUAUAAAUCCCAUAAAGUCUCUCUCAGAGCUAAACAAAUUCUUUACUGUAAUGGAUCAUUUUCUGGCACUUCCCUUGGUUUUGGAUUGCAUAUGCAAACUAAUAUUGUUAAAGAACUACAAUGUGGACAUUUUAGAUCCAAAGAAAGCAUAAUAAAUCCCCUACAAAAUGUAACAUUUUAUGAAUAAAGCUCAAAAAUGGUUGCCCAUACCAGUAGCCUAACUGAAAAGCAUCAGCGACAUAAAUGCUUUUAAAACCUUACAGUAAUAAUACUGUUUGGUUUGGCACGACAGUUGAUCUGCUGCCUCUUUUAGUAGUGACUCUAUACUUUGUACAUUUGCUUGGUGCUUUUGCAUUUAUCUUAAAUGGUGUAUUUGUGCUCUGAAUGGUGACUAAUUCACUUGGCCGAAAUCCAUUAAAUGCAUUGGCAGAAUAUCUAGUCUUUACAGCUUCUCUAACAUACACACAUACACCCCCAAGCUACACAUAUUAAUCUGACUUUGAUUUGUCCUCUAGAGCUUCACCAGCCCUCCCAAGAUACAGACUAUUGACUCCUCGUGAAUGCACCUCAACACAGCUAGCGCUGCUGUUGGUUGCUCUCUGAACUCCUUUGAAGAUCACAACUAUUGAGGAUUCUUCUGUCACUAUGGCUCACAGGGCGAGGCCUAUUGAUUCAGCAGACCCAGAGUUGGAGACAUACUCAGCUACUUGAAUGUAAAUGAUCCUGGAGGUCUCACAACUUCAGUUAUGGGUGACAUUGUUGUUUAUUUAUUAAGAAACCUUGUCUCCUGUAAGGAUUCUUGGUUCUCAAGAGAUUUACAACACAAAAAGUGUGACCAAAAAGUUGCCAUUCUCAAAUGAUAAUUACUAUCAUAAAGCAUUUAGAAACCAGCUUUCCCACAAACCUUUAGUGGCUACCUAUUCUGACUAAAUAAGGCAGGAAGUGCAGAUAUCAGCCAAUAUUUCUGUUCCUUGAGUGCAAACCAGCUCACACAUGAAUAUCUAAAAGGCAUCAGCACGUCUUUUUUCCCUAUUGCCUGUAUCACCGUAUUGCUACUUUGCCUCAGGUUAUGAGCUGCACCAGCUCAAACGGUUCAUUACCCUGUACUCUUAACAUUUUUAUGAGAUGUGAUUUUACAAUUGAGCUCAGAAAAUGUUACUCCUUUAUCUAAUAAGAAUUUUGAAAAUUAUUUGAUUUUAUUUUUGCUAUCAAAUAUGUAAUACAAAAAUUCCAAAAUAAGUGUUUUCUCGGUUCAAACAUCAAUGCAAUGAGCCAUGCAAAUGUUUCUGGGGUUACCUGAAUUACGAAAUGUAUUAGAUGUCUUAUGCUAAUGUUAAACAGUGAUGCAUGGGUCUUUAAUGCCUCACCAGAUUUGCCCCAAACAAAUCACUUUUCAGACCAUCUUUGAAAGUUAUUUUUAUUUCUUAUUUUUAACAUUUGUCUUUUUCAUUAAGUGAAAAGUUCCACUGCAAUUAAUCAUGUAUGGAGUAUUCAAAGUAUAUCAUUGUGUGCUUGAGUGCAAGAGCGAGCUGAAUCUGAAGCCGAAAAAGCUUCAAAUAAAGAAAAACCCUUCAAGUUUUAAUGGGAAACCAUCAUUUGUGCCACAGUGGUGCAACAACAUGUGAGCUGAAACACUGGAGACAAUAAGUUCAUGUGACCAUCUUGCACUGCGGAUUAAAAAAAAGCUGGGAAGAAUUAACUGAGCUGCUUAUUUCCCCUUAUCUCCAUUGCACCAUUGUCCGACAAAAUUAACAAGUCAUAGGUUUUACACCACACUGGUGUAUUUAUAUAUUUCUCCCACUCUCUCUUUCACCCAUCAACUGCUAAUCAGGACUAGGUUUACAGCCCAUAACCCUAAUAUGCAACUGGUGUUACUGCAGGCCGUGUGGGGGAGAAGCAACCCAUGCAUCAUUAGUAAAUAUUUGAUUUCUUCAAAAGGAAGAAAGGGAUUUAUUGCAUGCUCACUUUUAUUGUUAAGCUGUGCUGUGCAGUCAUUCCUUUGGGUCUUAUGAUAUGCUAAUAUGCAAGCCUGCAUUUGCACAAACCUCUGUUCUUGUAGUUUACGCUCUCUGUCUUGCAGUUAGGUAAAUAAAUCUCAUCAUUUAACUGAAAA
Molecule: messenger RNA, 6011 nt
Organism: Sebastes umbrosus (honeycomb rockfish)
Lineage: Eukaryota; Metazoa; Chordata; Actinopteri; Perciformes; Sebastidae
Gene: cpne7
Product: copine VII
Exons: 17
Coding region: 288-1979 (563 amino acids)
Biological process (GO): cellular response to calcium ion
Cellular component (GO): plasma membrane
Molecular function (GO): calcium-dependent phospholipid binding
Source: RefSeq, a predicted model, not a curated record